UAAGCCUCUUGUUCUUUCUUUGUUUUUAGCAGUGAUUCGACUGAAAAGCGGGCAUCACUGCGAUUCGAUCUAAACGUUCGCCGGUUUUCGUUGGAGUGUUCAGAUGAGCUCAGGAGCUGCAGUGCGACGGUCGCACCUCGAAACUUAGCGGGAUUUUGAAGUGUCAAAAACGAACUCUUUUCGCGUUUGAGUCUGAAUCCAAAGAGCUUUCGAGCCAACGAAAUACGUGAAAAGUUUAAGGCUCAUACUAAUCGGAAACUACAAGGCUCCAAAACUAAAUUUUAUUUGUUUUUCGCCUCGUACAUUUUGUCAACGUACCGACGGCAUUUUUUGUUUUUUAAGCCCGGCGACAGCCAACGACUGGGGAAACUAUGACACAUCAGGGUAUCGGCUGCCUGGUCAAGUGGUUAUAUCUGGUGCUGAUCGUGCACACGCUCCUCUGCAUCAACCAGCUCGAGUGUCGCCAGCACCACAAUCGGAAUAACAAUAACAAUAACAGAAGAGCGGACUCGGCCAGCUCAGAGGAGGGCCACAGCAGCACCAGCGAUGGCCUGGACAACUUUGCGGACCAGGACGCCAGCUUCGUUGGCCAUGGCCACCAGCCGCGUCGGGGCCAACGAAAGAAACAGCAGGGUGGUGGCGGUGGAGGAGGAGGUGGCGUCGGAAACGGAGGAGGCGGUGGAAGCCGGCACAAUCGCAACGAGGAGAGCGGCAUCUCGUUGUGGAUCAACGAGCAGCAGCUCAAAAUGCUUACAGCGCUCUACUUUCCACAGGGCUACUCGGAACGCCUGUACGCUAUACACAACAGCCGGGUGACCAACGAUCUGAGGGACACCACGCUGUACAACUUCCUGGUCAUUCCCUCGGAGGUGAACUACGUUAACUUCACAUGGAAGUCGGGACGUCGCAAGUACUUCUACGACUUCGACCGCCUGCAGACCAUGGACGAAAGCAUUUUAAAGGCGCCAACGCUGUCCAUUCGCAAGAGCGGACGCAUUCCGCAGGAGCAGAAGAAUUUUAGCAUAUUCCUGCCCUGCACCGGCAACAGCUCCGGCACCGCGUCCUUCAACGUCGGCCUCAAGAUCCAGACGCGCCACAACAAGCCGCUCUCGGGCACACCCAUUCGCCUCAACUUCAAAAAGGAAUGCGCCCACAGAGGUGUGUAUGAUAUAGACGCUUCCAACCCUACUUCACUAACAACUUUGCAAGCUCCCGAUCCAGAAUGCAGCUUGAAGUGCGGCAAGAACGGCUACUGCAACGAGCACCACAUCUGCAAGUGCAACGUGGGCUACACGGGCCAAUACUGCGAGACGGCCUUCUGUUUCCCGCAGUGCCUCAACGGCGGCAACUGCACCGCGCCGUCAGUCUGCACCUGUCCAGAGGGCUACCAAGGCACGCAGUGCGAAGGUGGUAUUUGCAAAGACAAGUGUUUGAAUGGCGGCAAGUGCAUACAGAAGGACAAGUGCCAGUGCUCCAAGGGUUACUACGGCCUGCAUUGCGAGUACUCCAAGUGUGUGAUACCCUGCAAGAACGAAGGCCGCUGCAUCGGCAACAACCUGUGCCGCUGUCCCAACGGACUACGAGGCGAUCACUGCGAGAUCGGGCGCAAGCAGCGCUCCAUUUGCAAGUGUCGCAACGGCACCUGCGGCUCCCACAAGCACUGCAAGUGCCAUCCGGGAUUCUAUGGGCGCCACUGCAACGGUCGCAAGCGACGCCAUGUCCACCGAAACAAUGACUCCAAGUUCUAGGGCUUCCGGCGCGGCGCACACGAUCCAAUGUAAUAUUCAUUCAACUUUUCACUUUUCUACUAAAAAAAAGCACGACAAGAACAACAGCAACAGCGACAAAAGGAAGAAACGAAAAUAAUUCUAAUUGUGAUACAUUUU
Drosophila santomea is the source of this 1886-nucleotide messenger RNA. RefSeq names its product protein shifted (gene shf). Lineage: Eukaryota; Metazoa; Arthropoda; Insecta; Diptera; Drosophilidae. Bases 372 to 1748 code for a protein of 458 amino acids. The record is from RefSeq and is a predicted model, not a curated record. Gene Ontology annotation, biological process: anatomical structure development. The transcript is spliced from 8 exons. Gene Ontology annotation, cellular component: extracellular region; cell surface. Gene Ontology annotation, molecular function: signaling receptor binding.